AUGGUAACGUAUCAUGCCGCGUAUGCCGAAAAUUUGAACCGGAGAGGACAUCACUCACUCGAGUGGGCAUCACCCUCCUGUAUAAGAAGCGAUCAUGCUGCUGCUGGGCAGCUGUUGGAUGCCACGAGCCUGCACAACGGAAGGACUAUCAUUCUCCGCGUGCUGUAUAUCCGCCGCCGUGCCUUGUGCACGUUGAGGCGUGGAAGAAUGCCAGGGGAGGAGGAGGAGGAGGAGGCGGAGGAGGAGGAGGAAGAGGAGGAGGAGUCAGGCAGAGAGCGUGCGCAGAGAUCUGGACAAGCGUACACUUUGAGCCACUGA
This is a messenger RNA of Prorocentrum cordatum, 318 nucleotides long. The record is from the annotation of a GenBank genome assembly. NCBI's taxonomy places the organism in Eukaryota, Dinophyceae, Prorocentrales, Prorocentraceae.